AUGUACUUGUGGGCAAUCAAAGCAUACAGAGCAGAAGGGCGCCUCAUCUAUUUCCUGGAUGAAACACGGGCAAAUGCAGGGCACACUCACUCCAAAGUGUGGAAAGAUACAACCGUGAAGACACCAAGAGACACCUACAAUAGAGGCCUCAGUCUUGGACUCAGGAAUCCAUCCAGGAACAGAGGCCGCGUCAUCAUCCUACAUGCUGGCAGUGAAGAGGGCUUCGUGCAAGGCGCAGCUGAAGUGUUCUGGGCCAAGAAGGGCACCGGUGACUAUCACCCGGAAAUGGACAGCAAGCGAUUCGAGAAGUGGUUCACAGAAAAUUUGCUGCCCAACAUCAAGGCCCACAGCAUGGUUGUCAUGGACAACGCUUCUAGUCACUCCGUCAAGGUCUAUGCCUCUCCGAGCAGCACGCUGAAGGAGGAUGUAGUCAAAGGGCCGGAACUGGAGAAAUGUCGCGUGGACACAAUAGCAAAGCAGCAUGGACACGUGGUUCUCCGUCUGCCGCCUUACCACUGCGACCUCAAUCUGACUGAGCUAGUGUGGAGUCAAAUUAAGGGCUACAUCGCAAGCCAGAACGUCACCUUCAAGCUUGCGGAUGUGGAAGCAUUGACUCCAGUCGCUCUCCAGCAAGUGACUGCUGAGAACUGGUCAAGCUAUGUACAUCACGUCGCCAGAGUGGAAGAGCAAAUGUGGAUAAAUCACGAACUUAUGGACAUCACCAUCGAUAGGUUCAUAAUUAAGACCGAUGGAGACUCUAGCACAGACAGCUCGGAUGACAAAGACAUGGAUUGUGACAUACUGCAGUGGUGA
Molecule: messenger RNA, 813 nt
Organism: Ixodes scapularis (black-legged tick)
Lineage: Eukaryota; Metazoa; Arthropoda; Arachnida; Ixodida; Ixodidae
Exons: 2
Coding region: 1-813 (270 amino acids)
Molecular function (GO): nucleic acid binding
Source: RefSeq, a predicted model, not a curated record